Messenger RNA from Haliotis rubra (blacklip abalone), 2023 nucleotides. RefSeq names its product toll-like receptor 2 type-1. Bases 1 to 1728 code for a protein of 575 amino acids. Gene Ontology annotation, molecular function: transmembrane signaling receptor activity; protein binding. Gene Ontology annotation, biological process: toll-like receptor signaling pathway; inflammatory response; immune response. Gene Ontology annotation, cellular component: membrane. The transcript is spliced from 2 exons. The record is from RefSeq and is a predicted model, not a curated record. NCBI's taxonomy places the organism in Eukaryota, Metazoa, Mollusca, Gastropoda, Lepetellida, Haliotidae.
AUGGAUCACAUGACGAGGAAAAAGGAAACCAAACUCAGUCAGUCAGUCAGUCAGUUUCAAAACACAGUUCGCUCUAUUGAUGUGUCAAAUAACAAAUAUUUUCGAAAUCUUACGGAAGACUUUGUGCAUGGGCUUUCACAACUCAAAUUAAAUACUCUUAUAAUUGAACACAAUUAUAUCACGCAUUUGAAUUUUUCUGUCAUAUCUCGUCUGAAGUCACUCCGUGAUCUAAGUGUGGCUCACAACGACAUUUCUUGGACAUCAGCUGAUGUUCCCUGGUAUUUGGUCAAUAUUUCUUUCCUUUCAAAUUCCCUGACAGAGCUUCCUAAAUUUUGUAGUGAUAUCAAUUAUUCACAACUUCGAAAUUUAGAUAUAGGUCAAAAUGCCAUUGAACAUAUGUCAAAUAUUAGUUUGAAAUGUCUUACAGAUUUAGAAUAUGUAACUUUCGGAGACAACCUUUUUUGGAGGUUUUAUUCAAAUACCUUUUCAUCAUUGUCAAAUAUUCAACAUAUUUCUAUUAACAAUGCUUUCAGAAGUUACUCAAUCGAUGAGGUGCUGGAGGAAUAUACGUUCAAUAAUAGUGCAGUGAAAAAGCUUAUUCUUUCAGACAUUGCUAAAUUUGGAUAUUUUGAUGACCUUGUUAACCCAAAGGCACUGAGAGGAUGUACGGAACUUGCCUAUUUGGACCUGUGCUACAACGCUAUGAUCUAUUUAAACAACAGCUAUCUUCAAAAUCUCCUUUCUGGACUUGACAAAUUAGAGGUGCUACGAAUGGCAAGGUGUCAGUUAUCCUUUUUUCCCAGUGUAAUAUCUAAUCUCCAACAACUUACACAAAUUGAUCUUCACGGAAACAGAAUUAUGUCUGUACCUCCAGAAGUCUUCACUAACUUGAGAAGACUCAAAAGUUUGAAUCUCUCACAAAAUUCCAUUGAGGUCGUUAGUGAAGCUCCAUUUCCUAUACCAAUAAGAAAGCAGUUGUCAACAGUGAACAUGGCUUUCAAUAAUUUUGUCUGUACUUGUGCUAAUCUUUGGUUCAUUACGUGGACGAAGGAAGAAACAAGUAAAUUCAUUAAAUUCCCUGAGUCCUAUCAAUGCGGAUACCCACUGAACCUCAAAUCAACGCUUCUCAUUGAUGCCAACAUCUCUGAAGAGAUUUGUCGAAUCUCACCUUAUGUGUUUCCCAUAAUCUUUGGUCUGUCCUUAGUUUCAACCGUGUUGGUAGUAGUUCUCUCCAUUGCCUACAGAUUACGUUGGAGCAUUCGCUAUUGUGUGCACAUGUUGACAUACAAAAGGAGGAAGCCAAUUGAUGAAACGAUAUACAUAUAUGACGCCUUUGUGCUGUACUCUGAAGGUGAUUCCCCUUGGGUAAGAAAUAAUAUCAUACCAAGGAUUGAACUGUGUAUCCACGAAAGAGACUUUAUUCCUGGAGAAUAUAUAGUUGAUAAUAUUGUAACCAGUUUGGAAAGGAGCAGAAAAGUCAUCAUGGUGCUGUCUAAUUCUUUCAUUCUCAGUUCAUGGUGUCAGUUCGAGCUGGCUCUGAUCCAGAAACGGGCUCUGGAGAAGGACGAGGGUUACCUGUUGGUGGUGUUGCUUGAGAACAUUGAGUCCCGAAACAUGACGUCAUCACUGUAUGCCCUCUUCCAGACGACUACCUAUAUUACGUGGCCAGAGGAGGAGGAGGAUAGACGAGUAUUCUGGAUGCGACUAAAACAAUGUCUGCAAGGAUAAGAGUUAAACGAUAGACCUCAAAAUAUUCCCUACACAGAAAUUAAACAAUCAGGGCAUGGACUUAUUGUGUGCUGUCUGAAUUUGAGGUUUCUUGCUUUAACAUCAGCACUGGAACAAACUCAUAUACACUACAACAUACAAGUAUACUGAACUGCAAAAGAAACGCCACCAAAUGCACUAUUUUGUUCUAACAAGGUGGUGUUUUUCUUAUGAUUGUACCGUUUUGUUAACAUAUUUUUCAAUCCAGAUUGACAGUUAUUACCAACAUCACUGUGUUUUCUUAUGAAAAAGCAUA